AUGGUCGCCCAGCUAACAAGCCAGAACCUACAAGAAGUCGUAGAAAAACGGAAAAUAGCCGUGUAUGCGGGCGUAGACCCUUCCGCAGCGUCGCUCCAUGUCGGAAACUUGGCUGUUUUGAUUACACUUCUCCAUUUCCAUCUCAAUGGCCACAAGGUCAUCUCUCUGAUCGGAGGAGCCACGGGCCAAGUAGGAGACCCAGGUGGACGAACCACCGAACGAGACUUGAUGGCACAGGAGCUUGUGCGCACAAAUACAGAAUCCAUCACCAGACAAGUCGAGAACUUCUUUGCUAGUGCGCGCGAAUAUGCCGCACGGAGACGAAAAGACCAAGAGUCGUCUCCUCCAACCAUCCUUAACAAUGCAUCCUGGCAUUCCCAACUAUCAUUCCUAUCCUUUCUACGCUUUCCUGGAAAGCUUGUUCGGGUCAACUCGCUGCUCAGUCGCGAGAGCAUCAAAGCAAGACUGGAUUCGACCCAAGGCAUAUCUUUUGCUGAAUUUACGUACCAGCUCUUGCAGGCAUAUGACUUUUGGAUCCUUCACAAGGAGCACGACGUCUCCCUUCAAAUCGGCGGGAGUGACCAGUGGGGUAACAUUGUUAGCGGCGUAGAGCUCAUUAGAAGAGAAAAGGCCCUCUCCUCUCCACAAGUAGAAACAAGCGACACCCCAGAUCAAGACUCGGCAUAUGGUCUCACUAUCCCACUGCUCACGACGUCGAGUGGAGAAAAGUUUGGCAAAAGCGCCGGAAAUGCUAUAUGGCUUGACUCGAAGAUGACUAGUAUCUUUGACUUUUACCAAUUUUUCGUCCGGGUGGCUGAUGCAGACGUGCCCUUAUAUCUGCAAAGCCUGACGCUACUUUCCGUCGAAGAGAUUGAGUCAAUUUGUAAAGAGCAUGCUCUUCAUCCAGAGAAGCGCAUCGCUCAACGAAAGCUCGCCGCAGAAGUCACCGAGCUGAUUCACGGGGAUUCCGCUGCCAAAGGCGCCCAAAUGGCCUCGACAAUCCUUUUCGAGCCUACGUCGCACACCGCUCUCGGAGAUGAUCUUACCCAAAUAUCACUAUUAUUGGGUGCAAUUGGCGAAAACCAUCCACGGGUGCGCAAGAUUGCCUCCGAGCAACUUGGCGCACCCCUCACAAAAAUCGCAUCGUCGCUUGGCCUGGUGGCAUCACACGGGAAAGCUCGUGCACUCCUGCAAGCGGGCGGACUCUAUCUCAAUAACGUCAGAGUAACCCAGUUGGACAAGCAACUCGAGGCCAGUGACUUUAUGGGCAACAAGAUUGCCAUCUUACGGGCUGGCAAAGAGGAACAUCUGAUACUCGAGCUUGUCUCGCGAUGA
Molecule: messenger RNA, 1335 nt
Organism: Serendipita indica DSM 11827
Lineage: Eukaryota; Fungi; Basidiomycota; Agaricomycetes; Sebacinales; Serendipitaceae
Source: the annotation of a GenBank genome assembly